Molecule: messenger RNA, 1065 nt
Organism: Culex quinquefasciatus (southern house mosquito)
Lineage: Eukaryota; Metazoa; Arthropoda; Insecta; Diptera; Culicidae
Exons: 1
Coding region: 67-1026 (319 amino acids)
Source: RefSeq, a predicted model, not a curated record
UGGGGUUUUAGUUCGACCGCUCACGCGUUUGUUGGUCAGUUUUCCCGAAGAGUUCAACGGCAAAAGAUGUUUUCCAAGUUGUUCUUGGCGGGUGCCCUGGUGGCACUUUUCGGCACGGUAGCUUCCCAGUACGGCUUUCUGGAGGAGUUCAACGAGGACUUUGCGUUCUACGCGAACGAAACCAAGCGAGAUAUUGCGGAACUUCGACAAUGGAACAGUGCACUGAUCCGGGAGUUCAACCGGGAGCUCCUGCUGGAGAUGGCCCGGCUCACGACGGAUAGUCGAGCCAAUGACGCGGCGUUCCUGGAUCUGAUUCUGAACUUUGAAAACAUUGGAGACGAGUGUCGCGAGCAAGUCUUGUAUUUGCGCGAUAUUCACGUCUUGUUCCAAAACUGGGACAUCCAGUACUGUGCGUACUACGCCUGGAACGGGGUGAGUCAGGACUCGCAGAACCGGUUCUUCCCGUACCACAACGAGUUUGCCCGCGAAAAUGUGCGAGCAAUCUCCCAGGUGCUGCAAACUUUGGGCCGGAAUCGCGUGAACGACGUGGAAGCUGUCCGGUACGAACUGCAGGACGAGCUGGACUACUACCGCAAUCUUCGUGAGGGUCAAUCCGAGGUACUGUGGCAGGAAAUCGAGGCUCAUGCCGAUGAAGCUGAUCGUAUCUAUCGAGAACUUGACGACUGUCGAGUGUGGGCUGAAUCAUUGCAGCUGGCCGAUCACGAGUACCUCACGACCUACUUGGAGAGUGAUUGCGGGGAGAUCGAGGUGACCACCUUGCCACCGACGACUACCGAGGGUACGGAAACUACGACGGAAGACGUGGGAACCACUGACGAGCCGGAAAGUACCACACCAGCGCCGGAAACAACUGAGGCUCCGGAGAUUACUGAGGCUCCGGAAACUACUGAGGCUCCGGAAACCACCGAGGCUCCGGAAACAACCGAAACUACAGAGGAUACCGAAGCCCCUGAGUCAACCACCGAGGGUUCCACGGAACCGGUGCCGGAAGAAUUCAUGUUUUAAGUUAACCGUCCCUUUAGUUGCUCAAUAAAGGUCUACCGA